Adineta steineri is the source of this 1074-nucleotide messenger RNA. The record is from the annotation of a GenBank genome assembly. NCBI's taxonomy places the organism in Eukaryota, Metazoa, Rotifera, Eurotatoria, Adinetida, Adinetidae.
AUGAUAUCGGAAAAAAAAUUUCUUGAAUUAAUUCAACAAUUAAAACAAAUUCGAAAAGAAAAUCAAUAUAAUGAAAUAGAUUUAAAUCAUCUUAAAAGUAAAUUAACACAAAUGACAGAAGAAUUUAUUGAUCCAUCAAAGAUUUCUAUUCAAGAAGAUUCUCAAAAGAUUUCAAUCACAAAAUCAAUGAAAUCAAUUUAUCAGAAAUGGAAACAAUAUGGAAUUACAAUAGUGGAUGGUGAAUUACAUGAACUUUCAUGUCCUCAAGGAUUUUUUAUCGAUGAAAAGAACAGUUUAUUUAUUACUAAUUAUGAUCGUGAUUAUAUUUUAGAAUGGAAAUUGAAUGAAAAAAUAGAAAAUAUCAUUGCAAGAGAUCGAGCAGAGAAUAUCAAAGAUGCUUUAUGUUAUCCAACUGAUGUUAUUCUUGAUAAACAAAAUUGUUCAUUGAUUAUCGCUGAUUAUGGAAAUAGAAGAGUUAUUCGAUAUUUUUAUAAAGAGCAAUUAGACAAACAAACUAUCAUUGAUGAUAUUGAUUGUUAUGGACUAGCUAUGGAUAAAUAUGGAUUUCUUUAUAUAUCUGAUUGGAAGAAAAAUGAAGUGAGACGAUGGAGACAAGGAGAACAAAAUGGUAUUGUCGUAGCAGGUGGAAAUGGAAAAGAUGAUCGUCUUAAUCAAUUGAAUCGUCCUACGUUUAUCUUUGUUGAUGAUGAACAAUCUAUUUAUAUAUCUGAUAGUGAUAAUCAUCGUGUAAUGAAAUGGAAAAAAGAUGCAAAAGAAGGUGUAAUUGUUGCGGGCGGAAAUGGUUCAGGUGAUGGUCUCCAUCAGUUAUCUUCACCACAAGGUGUUGCUGUUGAUUCUUGUGGACAUAUUUAUGUUGUUGAUUAUGAUAAUAAUCGAUUGAUGCAAUGGUACGAAGGAGACAAUGAAGGUACAAUUAUAAUUGGUGAAGAUGGUGGAGGAAAUGAAUCACAUCAAUUAGAUGAACCUCGUGGUUUAGCAUUUGAUCUGGAUGGAAAUAUUUAUAUAGGUGAUACUGGAAAUGAUCGAAUUCAAAAAUUUGAAAGAAUUUGUUAA